GACACUACUCACUACAUUGGAAUGUAGAACGUACACUUUAUGAACUAUAUUAUGCCAAUUAACUGAGUUGUCCCAUGAGACUAUGGUCCUAAGCCUUCAAAUCCAGAAAACCUAUCUCGUGAGAUGUUUGCUUACAUCUAAGAAGUAUCUGUAACUGUGUCUCCGAUGUGGUUUAUUAUAUAUAUAUGGGUAUAUAUGCAUGCACACACAUAUCUGUAUGUACAUAUGCCUAUAGAUACAUCUAUCUCUGCAUACAUAUGUACCCACAUAUUCAUACCCGUACACAUAUAUGCCUAUAUAAAUAUUUGCAUAAGCACACACAUAUUUUUGGUUGUUGAUGUGAGUUUUGACAAAUGUAUAUACUUGUGUAACCACCCCUGGAAUCAUGAUAUAGAAUAUUCCAUCACUCUGUGUUCUUUUGCAGUAAGUCCUCUCCCCUCAACUCUUAACUACUGGCAACCACUGAUCUGAUUUCUGUCCCUACUGUUUUACCUUUUCCAGCUUGUCAUAGAAAUGGAAUCAUAUGCUAUAUAGUCUUUUGUGUCUGGUUUAUUUCGCUUAGCAGAAGGCUUUUGAAAUUUAUCCAUGUUGUAGUAUAUAUCAGUAGUUUGUUCCUUUUUAUUGCUAAGUAGUGUUCUCAGCCUUUAUUCAUUCACUAGUUGAUGGAUAUGUGAGUUGUUCCCAGUUUUUGGUUUUAUGUUUCAAGCUUCUACAAACAUACUCAUCCAGGUCUUUGUGUGAACAUAUGGAUAAAUACCUAGGAAUGGGAUGGCUGGGUACUGUUAUAAGUCUAUGUUAAACUUUACAAGAAACUGCUGAACUGUUUUCCAAAGUGGCUGUUCCAUUUUACAUUUCCACAAGCAGUGUAUGAAAGUUCCAGUUGCUCCACAUCCUCGCUUGCACUUUUUAAUUUCAGUAGUUGCAGCGUGUGUGUAGUGGUAUUUCAUGAUGGUUUUAAUUUGCAUUUCCCAGAAACUAGUGAUGUUGAAAGUCAGAACCAACUCGAUGGCACCUAACAACAACAGUGAUGUUGAAUGUCUUUACCUUUGCUUAUUUGAGAAGGUCAUGCUUUUACAGUCUGUUGUAUUAUAUAGAUAUUAACAAUUUUAAAAUAUUAGUGGCAUUUGAAGUGACAAUUUCUAAAAAAAAAAAAAAAAGUCAAUGAUUUGAGCAAUUACUUCCGUCCGCUAGGUCCGUACCAGACAAAAGGAGGUUGGUGUGUGGAAACUGUUAAAUUUUGGCACGGGGUGAGCCACCUGAAUGACUGAUGACCAAUCCCAGAGAGAGCACAUCUAGGACUUGAGCAUGAGGAUUGGCAGAAAGCAGAUUUCAUGGCUCCUUUGGUCUUGGGAAGACCUGCUUGGCCCUUAGCUAAACCUUGGCCCUUAUGAGAAGCCGACCUAGAUUCAGUUACAUUUUUCUGAAUGUCCCAGUAGUCACCUGGGAAGCAUUUAUUCUUAUAAAGUUGCUCAACAGUCCUUUGUGGCCAUCAUGACUGCUCAACAGCCCUUUGUGGUAGAAGCCUGCUGAACACAGAGCUCCCUCUUUGGGGACAGUUUGCCUGAAUCAGUUAAUUCAAGCUUGAAAAUUUGGUUAACACAGGCCCAGAAAUGCUACUACUCUUGAAUUCUGAGACCCUAUUUCACAUGUUCCAGCUAUCAUCUCUUAAUUAAUUAAGCUAACAUUGCCUGAGUACUCACUACACGUGCGUACUGUUUUGCAUACUAGAGAGUACAAUGAUGAAAGAAACAGGAAUGGUGCCUGCCUAAGUCAGAAUGUGGGGGGAGCCAGGCCAGAGAAAACAGGUGGCUGUGGGAGCAUCUAGGAGGGGAUCCUGACCCAGGUGUCAGCACAGGGGAGGUGAUCAGGAAAGAACUGAGGAAGUGACAGCUAGGUGGAGACCUCAGGUUGAGGAGGAGUAGUUAAGCAGGCCAACCAGGCUUCUAGAAAAGUGUUUCAGGAAGAGGAACACACCAGUGAAGUCUCAGUGGUAGGAGAGAGCCAGUAAGUAGUUCCCCAGGGCAUUGUUUAGGCAGUGGGGAGUGGUGAGAGGAGGCUGGAGUCCCGUAGGGAGCUCAUCUGGGUGGCCAAGUAAACCACUGUGAGGAUCUGACUUUAUCCUGAGGGAGGUAGGGAGCAAGGAAAAGGUUUUAAGUGAGGGAGUGGCAUUUUCAGAUAUUUGGUAUUGUAGAAUAACUUUGGUUGCUGUGUGGAAAAGGGACCUGAGGGGCACAAGACUGGAGGCAGAGAGACCAGUGACGUGGCUCUUGUGGUUAUCCAGGAGUGAAAUGAGAGUGGCUUAUUGAUUGGUGAUGAUAGUGAAGUGGGACCCUUUCCAGCCAGUAACUGGAAACGUGUAUAAGGGCAAAAGUGAGUGUGCUGCGAGCUUAGCUUUGAAAGCAUUGGGAAAUCCAGUACAUGGUACUGCCUUUUUUUUGUUUUGGUUUGUUUGUUCACUUCCUUGGAAAACUGAUGUGGAAAUGUCCCUUUGGCUUAAGUUACCUGAGGGGCUCGGGCAUUGCCAAACUCUACUUUUUGGACAGAAUUGCUCCCAGCAUUGAUUAUUGUGUCCCCAGAAAGGGGAGGGAAUUGUGCAGGAGGCCAGGGACAUGCCUUGGUGGGUGGGCAGAGCAGAACCUUCUACUGUUGCUCUGGGCUACUACUUGCUAACUUUUCUUGUAUGUCUCUGGGAAGGUCCCUGGGGCCAGAAUCUGUGUUUGAAAAACUGGAAACUCUACUUUCAGAAAAAUGCUGAUCAAGAAAACUCCUCCUGACGUUUCUCUUCUCUUCUCAUGAAGGUUCUGUAAAGGUGUGCCUUCCUUUUCUCUGAGCACUCUUCUCCCUCAGCGUUUAGGGGAGUCAAUUCUGUUCUCUGGUUUUGCCCUGGGGACCCCAACGCUAGGCCAUUCAGAUUUUGUCCUUCCUAUUUUGCCCUACCUUUCCAGAAACCCAUGAUGGAUUUGUUGAAAAUAAUGGAACAGAAAGGAAUAUUUGGACAGGAUGUAACCAUUUCUGUACAGGAGGAAACCCUUGGAAAGGAGAAAGUGAGUGGGGAGAAGGGAACUCUUAUUUCUUUGGCACUUACAGUGUGCCUUUUACUGUGCUGGGAACUUAUAUCAUCUCUAGUCCUUAAAACAACUAUGCAAGGUAGAUAUUGUGAUCCCUGUUUUAUAGACAGGAAAUUGAGGCUCAGAGAGCAUAAAGGCUUGGCCAAGACACAUAGUUGGGAAGCUGGGGCUAAUUCAUGUCUGUGUUCUUUCUACUAGGUCACUUUUUUUUUUUUUUUAAAUAGCAAAAGUGUUCCAACCUCCUCAGUGUUACCUUGGGGAUCUGAAAAGAUUCAUGUAGCUUCUAAAUCAGCCAGGUGAUUCCUAGAGAGCAGCUUCUGCAUGAGCAAGUCUAGUAAUCAUUUAUUUCAGUGUUUCUGGAAUGCAAGCUCUAUUCUAAGCCACUUAGAAACAUGCGUCUCACUAUGACAUUCUGGCUCCCAGUUGAUGUCUUCAGACAGUAAAGUGGAAUCUGAUACGUGUUGGUUUAACACUUUUUCUUUUUGGAGUGAGAAACUUUGGGGGUCUGUUUCCUCCUAGAGGUUUGCUGAGCAGGUGGUGAAGAAAUAGGUCCUAAAGCCUGCAUAUUUUAAAGGAACUCCUGAUUUGUUGGUUUUUUACUGAAUGAAGACAGAGUACACAAUGGUAGGGUCACUGUCACAUACACUGAAAAUUCCUUCCAUUCCUUCUCUAAUGCAGAAGUUUUUAAUCCAAGUGCUUGUGGCAUGGGGGGCGGGGAGGGUUAAUGCCCUACUGGAAAUUGACCUUUGCAUUGAGAUUUGAUUUAGACUCAGAGUUUGAGUCCAGUACUUGGUUUUGUACCCACAAGGAGUUACUACAUCCUUAGAUCCUUCUGCUGUUUGUUCCUUGUGUUUGUUCCUUACUCCUACCCCACCCAUAAUGAUUAACAGAGACAUUUUAUAACUAAAGCUGGUUUCUGGGAGCUGGUAAGGGUUCAGGACUACCAAGUGCUAAUGGGGCCUAGUUUUAUCCUGUGUAUCCCUCCCUUCUUCCACUUCUAAUUUUCUGUCACAUCCUUAGCUUUAAUGUUAGUAUUACCACUUAAAUAAAUAGAGCUGUUGGGCGGGCAGCUGGCACGCAUAGAGCAUUGUAUCCCCUUGUUCAUGGGAACCUCUCCCAGUAUGGUGAAACAGUCCUCCAAGGAGGCACCUGUGACACCUGACAAAGAGUAGUUAGGUCAGGUGCAGUUAGAGUCAGGCCAGAAGUGUGCACAUGUCCUGAUGGUAGGAGCUUGUCAGUUUCACAGACAAUGUGAUGAGCCUGCCAUAGCAGACUUGUAUCUUUACAGGAUAUUGUUUUCUUGCCACAUAGACACAGCACUGGGCUUGUCCUCACCACCUGGAAGCAGGUGUCAGUGGCAUUUCCUAGGUGUUUACUCACAGUCACCUAAGACAUGCUGUGGCUUUCCAGAUUAGAAACUGCUUUAUUGAUGGUGCCAUUUAUCAUUGGAAGGACUCAGCCUUGUGGCCAGAUGAAAAUUUAGUCUGCAGUAAAUUUCAGAGAAUAGCAUUACUCACUUUAGUCUCCAGGCAAAAAAUGUUAAAUGCUGUUGACAUUUUAUGUAUAUUUAUGGCCACCUAAGAUUGUUUACUGUAAAGUCUGUUUUCAUAAGUGCAUUUUUCAUUCCCAAAUGAUGACACCACUGUAGCUAAAAUGAUUAGGACCAUAACGACUAGCUCCCAGGCUACCACCAGCAAGCCUCUGGAAGCCCUGUUUCCUGGAGAAUCCUGUAGCUGGGACCCAAGAGCCCAUGAAGUUGGGGAGCAGUCAUGAUGCAGACCUGGGUGUUGGAGGUCUCAGGUGAGAGGGCUGGAGCAGUAGCCCUCAUUGAGGUAUGGCUUUGCGGUAGUAACUGACGGCGCUCUCCCCUUACUGCUUUAUCUUUCAGUUAAUGACCAGCCACAGCGUCCCUGCUGUGAGCUCCUGCCACUGCCUCCACGGGCUCCGGAGCCACACGCAGGUUGCUGUGGGCGCCGGCUGAGGUAACAUGGCUUAUUGGCCUCAGUUGAGGUUGCUGCUGUGGAAGAACCUCACUUUCAGAAGAAGACAAACGUGUCAGUUGUUGCUGGAAGUGGCAUGGCCUCUGUUUAUCUUUCUGAUCCUGAUUUCUGUUCGGCUGAGCUACCCACCCUAUGAACAACAUGAAUGCCACUUUCCAAACAAAGCCAUGCCCUCUGCAGGAACACUUCCUUGGGUUCAGGGGAUUAUCUGUAAUGCCAACAACCCGUGUUUCCGUUAUCCGACUCCUGGUGAGGCUCCUGGGGUUGUUGGAAAUUUUAACAAAUCCAUAGUGUCUCGCCUAUUCUCAGAUGCUCAGAGACUACUUUUAUAUAGCCAGAAAGACACCAGCAUGAAGGAUAUACACAAAGUUCUGAGAACAUUACGGCAGAUCGAGAAUUCCAGCUCAAAUUUGACACUUCAGGACUUCCUGGUACACAAUGAAACCUUCUCUGGAUUCCUGCAUCACAACCUCUCUCUGCCAAGGCCAACUGUGGACAAGAUGAUGAAGGCGGAUAUCAGUCUCCACAAGGUAUUUUUGCAUGGAUACCAGUUACAUUUGACCAAUCUAUGCAAUGGAUCCAAAUUAGGAGAGGUGAUUCAACUUGGUGACCAAGAAGUUUCCCAGCUUUGCAGCCUGCCAAGGGAGAAACUGGAUGCUGCAGAACAAGUACUUCGUUCCAACAUGGACGUCCUGAAGCCGAUCCUGGCAGAACUAAACUCCUCAUCUCCCUUCCCAAGCAAGGAGCUGGCUGAAGCCACAAAAACUUUGCUGGAUAGUCUUGGGACCCUGGCCCAAGAGCUCUUCACCGUGAGGAGUUGGAGUGACAUGCGGCAGGAGGUGAUGUUUCUGACCAAUGUGAACAGCUCCAGCUCCCCUACACAGAUAUACCAGGCAGUGUCCCGCAUUGUCUGUGGCCAUCCUGAGGGUGGGGGCCUGAAGAUCAAGUCCCUCAACUGGUAUGAGGACAACAACUACAAAGCCCUCUUUGGAGGCAAUGACACAGGAGAAGAUGUUGGCACCUUCUAUGACAAUUCUACAACCCCUUACUGCAACGAUUUGAUGAAGAAUUUGGAGUCCAGUCCUCUUUCCCGCAUUAUCUGGAAAGCUCUCAAGCCUCUGCUUGUAGGGAAGAUCUUAUAUACACCUGACACUCCAGCCACAAGGCAGGUUAUGGCUGAGGUGAACAAGACCUUCCAGGAGCUGGCUGUGUUCCAUGAUCUGGAAGGCAUGUGGGAAGAACUCAGCCCCAAGAUCUGGACCUUUGUGGAGAGCAGCCAAGAAAUGGACCUUAUCCGAACACUGUUGGACAGCAGAGGCAGUGACCACUUUUGGGAAGAGCGGUUAGAUGGCUUAGGGUGGACAGCCCAAGACAUUGCGGUGUUUCUGGCCAAGCACCCAGAGGAUGUUGAGGCCAUUAAUGGCUCUGUGUACACCUGGAGAGAGGCGUUCAACGAGACCAACCAGGCAAUCCAGACCAUAUCUCGCUUCAUGGAGUGUGUCAACCUGAACAAACUGGAACCAAUAGCAACAGAAGUCCGGCUCAUCAACAAGUCCAUGGAACUGCUGGAUGAGAGGAAGUUUUGGGCUGGUAUUGUGUUCACUGGAAUUACUUCGGACAGUGUUGAGCUUCCCCAUCAUGUCAAGUACAAGAUUCGAAUGGACAUUGACAAUGUGGAGAGGACUAAUAAAAUCAAGGAUGGGUACUGGGACCCGGGUCCUCGGGCUGACCCCUUUGAGGAUAUGCGAUACGUCUGGGGGGGCUUCACCUACUUGCAGGACGUGGUAGAGCAGGCCAUCAUCAGGGUGCUGACGGGCAGUGAGAAGAAAACUGGUGUCUACGUACAGCAGAUGCCCUAUCCCUGUUACGUUGAUGACAUCUUCCUGCGGGUAAUGAGCCGGUCCAUGCCCCUCUUCAUGACGCUAGCCUGGAUCUACUCAGUGGCUGUAAUCAUCAAGGGCAUCGUGUACGAGAAGGAGGCGCGACUGAAGGAGACCAUGCGCAUCAUGGGCCUGGACAGCGGCAUCCUCUGGUUUAGCUGGUUCAUCAGCAGCCUCAUCCCUCUGCUUGUGAGCGCCAGCCUGCUGGUCGUCAUCCUGAAGUUAGGAAACCUGCUGCCCUAUAGUGACCCCAGCGUGGUGUUUGUCUUCCUUUCUGUGUUCGCUGUGGUGACCAUCCUGCAGUGCUUCCUGAUCAGCACGUUCUUCUCCAGAGCCAACCUGGCAGCAGCCUGUGGGGGCAUCAUCUACUUCAUGCUGUACCUGCCGUACGUCCUGUGUGUGGCGUGGCAGGACUAUGUGGGCUUCACCCCCAAGAUCUUUGCAAGCCUGCUGUCUCCUGUGGCUUUUGGGUUUGGCUGUGAGUACUUCGCCCUUUUCGAGGAGCAGGGCACUGGCGUGCAGUGGGACAACCUGUUUGAGAGCCCUGUGGAGGGAGAUGGCUUCAACUUUACUACCUCAGUCUCCAUGAUGCUGUUUGACACUUUCAUCUAUGGGGUGAUGACAUGGUACAUUGAGGCUGUCUUUCCAGGUCAGUAUGGAAUUCCUAGGCCCUGGUAUUUUCCUUGUACUAAGUCCUAUUGGUUCGGUGAGGAAAGUGAUGAGAAGAGCCAUCCCUGUUCCAGCCAGAAGGGAAUAUCAGAAAUCUGCAUGGAGGAGGAGCCCACUCACCUGAAGCUGGGUGUGUCCAUUCAGAACCUGGUGAAGGUUUACCGAGAUGGCAUGAAGGUGGCAGUCGAUGGCCUGAGACUGAAUUUUUAUGAAGGCCAGAUCACCUCCUUCUUGGGCCACAAUGGAGCGGGAAAGACCACCACUAUGUCCAUCCUGACUGGGUUGUUCCCACCCACCUCGGGCACCGCCUAUAUCCUGGGGAAGGACAUUCGCUCAGAGAUGAGCACAAUCCGGCAGAACCUGGGGGUCUGUCCCCAGCAUAAUGUGCUGUUUGACAUGCUGACUGUCGAAGAGCACAUCUGGUUCUAUGCCCGCCUGAAAGGGCUCUCUGAGAAGCACGUGAAAGCCGAGAUGGAGCAGAUGGCUCUGGAUGUUGUCCUGCCACCCAGCAAGCUAAAAAGCAAAACAAGUCAGCUGUCAGGUGGAAUGCAGAGAAAGCUGUCUGUGGCAUUGGCCUUUGUGGGGGGAUCUAAGGUUGUCAUUCUGGAUGAGCCCACAGCUGGCGUGGACCCUUACUCCCGCAGGGGGAUAUGGGAGCUGCUGCUGAAAUAUCGACAGGGCCGCACCAUUAUUCUCUCCACACACCACAUGGAUGAAGCGGACAUUCUGGGGGACAGAAUUGCCAUCAUUUCCCAUGGGAAGCUGUGCUGUGUGGGCUCCUCCCUGUUCUUGAAGAACCAACUGGGAACAGGCUACUACCUCACUCUGGUCAAGAAAGAUGUGGACUCCUCCCUCAGUUCCUGCAGAAAUAGCAGUAGCACUGUGUCAUACCUGAAAAAGGAGGACAGUGUUUCUCAGAGCAGUUCUGACGCUGGCCUGGGCAGCGACCAUGAAAGUGACACGCUGACUAUCGAUGUCUCCGCUAUCUCCAACCUCAUCAGGAAGCAUGUGGCUGAGGCACGGCUGGUGGAAGACAUUGGGCAUGAGCUGACCUACGUGCUGCCCUAUGAAGCUGCCAAGGAGGGAGCUUUUGUGGAACUCUUCCAUGAGAUUGAUGACAGGCUCUCAGAUCUGGGCAUCUCCAGUUAUGGCAUCUCAGAGACCACCCUGGAAGAAAUAUUCCUCAAAGUGGCUGAAGAUAGUGGAGUUGAUGCUGAGACCUCAGAUGGCACCUUGCCAGCAAGACGGAAAAGACGGGCCUUUGGUGACAGGCAGAGCUGUCUUCGUCCAUUCACAGCAGAUGAUGCUGUGGAUCCCAAUGAUUCUGACAUAGACCCAGAGUCCAGAGAGACAGACCUGCUCAGCGGAAUGGACGGCAAAGGCUCCUACCAAGUAAAGGGCUGGAAACUCACACAGCAACAGUUUGUGGCCCUUUUGUGGAAGAGGCUGCUGAUUGCCAGGAGGAGUCGGAAGGGAUUCUUUGCUCAGAUUGUGCUGCCAGCUGUGUUUGUCUGCAUCGCCUUGGUGUUCAGCUUGAUCGUGCCACCCUUUGGCAAGUACCCCAGCCUGGAACUUCAACCCUGGAUGUACAGCGAGCAGUACACGUUUGUCAGUAAUGAUGCUCCUGAGGACAUCAGCACCCAGAAACUCUUGAAUGCCCUCACCAAAGACCCUGGCUUCGGAACCCGGUGUAUGGAAGGAAAUCCAAUUCCAGACAUGCCCUGCUUGGUGGGGGAAGAGGAGUGGAUCACUGCCCCAGUUCCCCAGACCAUCACGGACCUCUUCCAAAAGGGGAACUGGACGAUGGAGAACCCCUCACCUGCCUGCCAGUGUAGCAGUGACAAAAUCAAGAAGAUGCUGCCCGUGUGUCCCCCAGGGGCAGGGGGGCUGCCUCCUCCACAAAGAAGACAGAACACUGCGGACAUCCUUCAGAACCUGACGGGAAGAAACAUUUCAGAUUAUCUGGUAAAGACAUAUGUGCAGAUCAUAGCCAAAAGCUUAAAGAACAAGAUCUGGGUGAAUGAAUUUAGGUAUGGCGGGUUUUCCCUGGGUGCCAGUAAUUCUCAAGUACUUCCUCCAAGUGAAGAAGUUAAUGAUGCCAUCAAGCAAGUGAAGAAACACUUGAAGCUGGUCAAGGACAGUUCUGCAGAUCGAUUUCUCAGCAGCUUAGGAAGGUUUAUGACUGGAUUGGACACCAAAAAUAAUGUCAAGGUGUGGUUUAACAACAAGGGCUGGCAUGCCAUCAGCUCUUUCCUGAAUGUCAUCAACAAUGCCAUUCUCCGGGCCAACCUGCAGAAGGGAGAGAACCCGAGCAAAUACGGGAUUACUGCUUUUAAUCACCCUCUGAAUCUCACUAAGCAGCAGCUCUCAGAAGUGGCUCUAAUGACCACAUCGGUGGACGUCCUUGUUUCCAUCUGUGUCAUCUUUGCGAUGUCCUUCGUGCCGGCCAGCUUUGUCGUGUUCCUGAUUCAGGAGCGGGUCAGCAAAGCGAAGCACCUGCAGUUCAUCAGUGGAGUGAAGCCCGUCAUCUACUGGCUUUCCAAUUUUGUCUGGGAUAUGUGCAACUAUGUGGUCCCUGCGACAUUGGUCAUUAUCAUCUUCAUCUGCUUCCAGCAGAAGUCCUAUGUGUCCUCCACUAACCUGCCUGUGCUAGCCCUUCUACUUUUGCUGUAUGGGUGGUCAAUCACACCUCUUAUGUACCCAGCCUCCUUCGUGUUCAAGAUCCCUAGCACAGCCUAUGUGGUCCUCACCAGCGUGAACCUCUUUAUUGGGAUCAAUGGCAGUGUCGCCACUUUUGUACUGGAGCUCUUCACCAACAAUAAGCUGAAUAACAUCAAUGAUAUCCUGAAGUCUGUGUUCUUGAUCUUCCCACAUUUUUGCCUGGGACGGGGGCUCAUUGACAUGGUGAAAAACCAGGCAAUGGCUGAUGCCCUGGAAAGGUUUGGGGAGAACCGCUUUGUCUCGCCACUCUCUUGGGACUUGGUGGGACGGAACCUCUUCGCCAUGGCCGUGGAAGGGGUGGUAUUCUUCCUCAUUACUGUUCUGAUCCAGUACAGAUUCUUCAUCAGGCCCAGACCUGUAAAUACAAAGCUUCCUCCUCUGAAUGAUGAGGAUGAAGACGUGAGGCGGGAAAGACAGAGAAUUCUUGAUGGUGGAGGACAGAAUGACAUCUUGGAAAUAAAAGACUUGACUAAGUGUUUUGGACUUCUGGGAGUUAAUGGGGCUGGGAAAUCAUCAACUUUCAAGAUGUUAACUGGAGAUACCACUGUUACCAGAGGAGAUGCUUUUCUUAACAAAAAUAGUAUUUUAUCAAAUAUCGAUGAAGUACAUCAGAGCAUGGGCUAUUGCCCUCAGUUUGAUGCCAUCACAGAGCUACUGACUGGGAGAGAACAUGUGGAGUUCUUUGCUCUCUUGAGAGGAGUCCCAGAGAAGGAAGUUGGCAAGGUUGGUGAAUGGGCAAUUCGGAAACUGGGCCUUCUGAAAUACGGAGAAAAAUAUGCUGGUAACUAUAGUGGAGGCAACAAGCGCAAGCUCUCCACAGCCAUGGCUUUGAUCGGUGGGCCUCCUGUGGUGUUUCUGGAUGAACCCACCACAGGCAUGGAUCCCAAAGCCCGGAGAUUCUUGUGGAAUUGUGCCCUAAGUAUCAUCAAGGAGGGGAGAUCAGUAGUGCUUACAUCUCAUAGUAUGGAAGAAUGUGAAGCUCUUUGCACUAGGAUGGCAAUUAUGGUCAAUGGGAAGUUCAGGUGUCUUGGCAGUGUUCAGCAUCUGAAAAACAGGUUUGGAGAUGGUUAUACAAUAGUUGUACGAAUAGCAGGAACAAACCCUGACCUGAAGCCUGUCCAGGAAUUCUUUGGACUUGCCUUUCCAGGAAGUGUCCUAAAAGAGAAACACCGAAAUAUGCUACAAUACCAGCUUCCAUCUUCAUUAUCUUCUCUGGCCAGGAUAUUCAGCAUCCUCUCCCAUAGCAAAAAACGACUCCACAUAGAAGACUACUCUGUUUCUCAGACAACACUUGACCAAGUAUUUGUGAACUUUGCCAAGGACCAAAGUGAUGAUGACCACUUAAAGGACCUGUCAUUACACAAAAACCAGACAGUAGUGGAUGUUGCAGUUCUUACAUCUUUUCUGCAGGAUGAGAAAGUCAAAGAAAGUUAUGUAUGAAGAAUCCUGUUCAUACUGAGCGGCUGAAAGAAAGGAGGAACUAGACCUUCCUUUAUGCCAUGUGAAGUGUUCCAGAGGAAAGAGUCAGGAGUUUUUGUGGGAAGAAAUAAACUGGAUACUGUACUGAUACUAUUCAAUGCAAUGCAAUUCAAUGCAAUGAAAACAAAAUUCCAUUACAGGGGCAGUGCCUUUGUAGCCUAUGUCUUGUAUGGCUCUCAAGUGAAAAAGACUUGAAUUUAGUUUAUUACCUUAUACAUAUGUGAAACUCUGGUAUGGAACCCAGUGGACAUAUGGGUUCGAAAUCAUACUCUUUUUUUCCUUUGUAUUCUAACUGGGAUUGCAACAAUAAUUCAUCAAGUAAUCAUGGCCAGUGAUUAUCAAAAUCAAAAGGCAUGCACAUCCUCAUUCAUUAACUCGUGCCAUGCCAGGAGACUGGUUUCCCAGCGACACAUCCAUUGCUGGCAAUGAGUGUGCCAAAAUUACUAGUGCCAAGUUACUCAGAAAGCCUGAAGCGCCAUGGUGUGUCAUGCACACUUUUGUGAAAAUUGCUCUGCUCAGUCUGUAUCAACAUCAUUAAAUAUCAGGCAACAAAAUGGUGCCAUGUUUGGGUAAAGUCCUGCUCUGAUUUCUUCUUUGAUGGAACUGCUUUGGUGGUGGUAACAUGGAAAGUGUGGGCAUCUCUAGACACCUGAGACUUGGUUCCAUUGUCAUGUUGUCCCUUGCUUGGAGCCAUGGGUCUCCAGAGCCAUCCUUCUGGGAUGGCCAUCUUAACACAUAGAUCCUGUAAGCAAAGACUUGGCAGCCAAUUACUGGUGCUGCAAACUGCUGAGGUCAGGGCAUGGGAUUAAAGGGACAGCUGUCAAGCCUAGGGAGGCCUGUGCCCAUCUGUCCCGAUUGUCUAGUAACAUGGUACACUGCAUCUCAAGAUCUUUGUUGUUUGACACAAGUGUUGUAUUAUUUCUGGCUUUUUGAGUUAAUCUAGAAUAUCAAAAGGUAGAGCUGUAUUUUGACAAAAAUCUUUGUACUUUUAAUGUUAUUUGGAUUUUUAAGUUCUGUCAAUGACUUCUGAAACCUUAGAAUGGACUCUUAGUAGAAACUUGUAGCAUAGAGGAGUAUGGCCAUCCUACUGUACUAGCCUUAUUUUCUCAUACAAGGUUGCAGAUGGAUGGUCUGACUAGUGAAAACAAUGUUAUGGUCAAGAUUUCAUGACAGUGUUAGAUUUGAAUUUCUUUAAGGUCAUUUAAAAUAUUCUUAAUCUCAGUAUAUCAGGUAUUUUUUGAGUGUAUGCUAUAGCUGAAUGAAUAUGAAUGGUGUAGUGAGAAAUUAGGUCUUGGUAGACCUCUUGUGCCACAUUAUUCAGCUAACUGGUUUACAAAUAUAGGUUGUUUAGAUAGUUCUUGUGUGGAAGCCCACUGAAAGACUAUUGGGCAGCCAUUUAAAAAAAAAAAAAAUUGCAGAAGCCAAGAAA
Molecule: messenger RNA, 13246 nt
Organism: Trichechus manatus latirostris (Florida manatee)
Lineage: Eukaryota; Metazoa; Chordata; Mammalia; Sirenia; Trichechidae
Gene: ABCA1
Product: ATP binding cassette subfamily A member 1
Exons: 48
Coding region: 5056-11778 (2240 amino acids)
Biological process (GO): transmembrane transport; phospholipid efflux
Cellular component (GO): intracellular membrane-bounded organelle; membrane
Molecular function (GO): ATP hydrolysis activity; ATP binding; ABC-type transporter activity
Source: RefSeq, a predicted model, not a curated record